Messenger RNA from Condylostylus longicornis, 2273 nucleotides. RefSeq names its product THO complex subunit 1 (gene Hpr1). The record is from RefSeq and is a predicted model, not a curated record. The transcript has 5 exons. Gene Ontology annotation, molecular function: protein binding. The coding region runs from base 98 to 2122 and encodes 674 amino acids. Gene Ontology annotation, cellular component: THO complex part of transcription export complex. Gene Ontology annotation, biological process: regulation of DNA-templated transcription elongation; signal transduction; mRNA export from nucleus. NCBI's taxonomy places the organism in Eukaryota, Metazoa, Arthropoda, Insecta, Diptera, Dolichopodidae.
UGUAACACUUAACUUUACAUAAAAUUUGUAUUAAAAAUAUUGCAAAUAAAAAAUUUAAUUUCUUUCACUACAAAAAUAUUAUGCUAUAUAAUUAAAUAUGAGCAAAAUAGCAACCAAUAAUUCCUCGCCAAAAUGUUCUCCUGCAAGUUUUGUGGAAAUACAUAAAAAAUUUAAAGAAUCAUUGGAAAUAGCGUUUCAAAAUGAGCAUUUAAGCUGUGUGAAAAUUGAUUAUGAUUCUUUUAAAAACAAUAAUGAUGCUGACAAAAAAUCGGCUUUGGAUCAAGCUUUUCGAGAGUUACUUUUGCUGCAACUGAAUGAUAUUUCGAAAGUGGGGUCUGUAAUAUCACUUUCAAUUGAAGCGGUGCGACAAGACAUUGUCUCUGUUACUAUUCCAGUUGUUCUUUUAGGCGAUGCAUUUGAUGCUGUAACUUUGGAAAAAUGUGAACAGAUUUUUACUUUUGUUGAAGAUAGAGUGAGCAUUUGGAAAGAAGAAAUAUUUUUUGUAAAUUGCAAAAACAAUAUUUUACGUAUGUGUAAUGACUUGCUACGUCGCCUGUCGCGUACACAAAAUACAGUUUUCUGUGGAAGAAUUUUAUUGUUCUUAGCAAAAUUUUUCCCUUUCUCUGAACGAUCUGGCUUAAACGUCAUUUCAGAAUUCAACUUAGAUAAUAUAACAGAAUUUGGUGUAGACGACAAAGAUUCUGAAGAAGUUUUAGCUGACACACUAGAAGAUAUUCCUGUAAAAAUUGAUUACAACUUGUAUUGUAAAUUCUGGGCUUUGCAAGAUUUUUUUAGAAAUCCAAAUCAAUGUUAUAAUAAAGUUCAGUGGAAGGUUUUUGCAAGUCAUGCAACCGCUGUUUUGUCUGCUUUUAACAGUUUUAAAUUAGAUGAACAAAGAGGAUCAAGUUUGAAAAAAAGGAAACAUGGUCUUACCAACGGAGAAGUUCCAAUGGAAGACAACGAAGAAAAAAAUUUUAAAACUGAGCAUUUCUUUGCAAAAUUUUUGACAAAUCCUAAACUAUUAGCUUUACAACUUUCCGACUCUAACUUUCGUCGAUCGGUGUUGGUGCAGUUUUUAAUUUUAUUUCAAUAUUUGACUUCAACAGUCAAGUUUAAAACAGAAUCAUUAACUUUAAACCAAGUCCAAUCAGAUUUCAUUAAAGAAACUGAAGCAAAAAUAUACAAGCUUUUGGAAGAGACUCCUCCACAGGGCAAAAAAUUUACCGUCACAGUACAACAUAUGUUGCAACGAGAAGAGAUUUGGAAUAACUGGAAAAAUGAGGGUUGCAAAGAUUUUAAUAAGCCCGAUCUAAAAGAAGAAACAAACGAAGAAGAAGUUUCGAAACCGAAAAAACCAAAAAAAUCGCUGGGAGAAGCUAUGAAAGAAGCCUCUAGAAAAGGACAAUUUUUUAUGGGAACAAAUGAACUUACACGUCUCUGGAAUAUCGCACCAGAUAAUCUAAUGGCAUGCAAAAGUGAAGAUAGAAAUUUUUUACCGCAACUUGAAACAUAUUUAGAAAAUCCACGAGAGAAAAAUGAUACUUCAUUUGAAUGGCGUGCUCUAAGGUUACUGGCGCGACAAUCUACCCUUUUUUUUACAUCAGUUAAUUCUCCAUCACCAACUUGUAAAGUUGUAGAUUACUUAGAAAGUGUCAGGCGUAAAAUUUUAAAAGAUAAAAAUGAAAUAACAAAAGUCCAAGAAGCCGUUAAUAAUACUGUUUUGGAACAACAUGAACAAGAAAGUGUUGCAUUAGAAGAACAGGAUGAUGCUGAAUUAAUGAAGACGGAAAACUUAACUCCAGAUGAUCAUAACGCUCACAAGACGAGCACUGUAACUAAAGAAAAUAUUGAAGAAAUAGCUAGUAAAAUUGGUUCAGAAUGGAAAAAGUUAGGCAAAAAGUUGGGAUUUUCUCCUGAUGAAUUACUGUAUUUUGAAAGUGAAAACUCAACGGUAGCUGCUCAAGCACAAGCAAUGCUUACAAUAUGGUUUCAAGAUGAUGAAGAUGCAACAUUGGAUAAUUUAGCAUAUAUAUUGGAAGGAUUUGAAAUGCAAGCUGCAGCUGAAAUUUGUAAAAGCAUUAUCGAUCCACCGACAUCUAAAAUAGAAGAAGUUUCUGAUUAAAAUAAGAAUUUAUAUUUCUUCUUAUUUUUUAUAAGAAGGCAGUAAAACGAUAUACAUGUAAAUGAAAAAUUUAAUUAUAAUUAUAAAAUAAUUAAAAGAAACGUUUGUAUGUGACAAACACAAUAGAAUUAAAAAUGAUAUUAGAAUAUAA